Huiozyma naganishii CBS 8797 is the source of this 1278-nucleotide messenger RNA. RefSeq names its product Trm82p (gene TRM82). Gene Ontology annotation, cellular component: cytosol; nucleus; tRNA methyltransferase complex. Gene Ontology annotation, biological process: RNA (guanine-N7)-methylation. The record is from RefSeq and is a predicted model, not a curated record. The transcript has a single exon. Gene Ontology annotation, molecular function: tRNA (guanine(46)-N7)-methyltransferase activity; protein binding. The coding region runs from base 1 to 1278 and encodes 425 amino acids. Lineage: Eukaryota; Fungi; Ascomycota; Saccharomycetes; Saccharomycetales; Saccharomycetaceae.
AUGGCUUUGAUACACCCGGUUCAGUCCGUUGUCGGUUUCAAUGGCGGGGAAAUUGUUUACGUGGUGGUGAAAAAUAUGAUCGUUAUGUACCGCGUGUUGUACGGUGAUUACCAGAUGGUUGGCCAGUGGGUGGAUGAACACAUAGACACCGUCUCCCCUCUCAGUAAAAAGCCAGCGAAGAAGAGUAAGAACAACGCCGGGAAUGCCGUAGAAAAGACGUCUGCCAAGGGCGGUCCUGUGAUUCCUUCGAAUAUUAGAGCUGUGACUGUAUUUGACAGUGGGAAGAAAUUGGCCGCAUGCACUGAUUCGGAUAAGGCAGUUGUUAUAUUUGAAGUUGAUUUAAACGGUGUGGAAAACUGUUUAAAACUGGUUAAAAGACAACCUUUCCCCAAGAGACCAAACGCUAUAACUAUAGACGAAGAUGGUAAAACACUGCUGAUGGCGGACAAGUUUGGCGAUGUAUACUCCAUGUCGAUUGAUUCUGAGGUGACGGACGCUAUUAACGAGGAAUCGUCACCAAUAUUGGGACAUGUAUCGAUGUUGACCGAUAUCAAAUUCGUCAAGGGUACCAAUGACAAAAAGUACCUUAUUACUGCAGACCGUGAUGAGCAUAUCAAGAUAUCUCACUAUCCCGAGAGUUACGUUGUUUCCAAAUGGCUAUUCGGACACAAGGAAUUUGUAUGCAAUGUAUCAAUCCCAGCGUGGAAACCAAAGUGGUUGGCCAGUGCAGGUGGUGAUGAUUCUGUCCUCCUUUGGAACUGGAUGAAGGGCGUCAAAAUUGGCGAAUUCAACUAUAAAGAACUAAUCACACCAUAUCUAUCGGACUUGCACUUGGCUGCGGCGAGAUUCCAAAACGCCAACAACGACUCUAUCGAAUACGCCGUGGCGAAAAUCGUCGCCUUACCACACAUCCCAUACUUGGCAUUCUUCGUCGAAGCAACUAACCUGUUAGUCAUCCUCAAGGUGUCUCAAGAUGGUGAACUAUCCCAGGCGCAAACGAUCGAACUACCUUUCAAUGUCAUUGCCUUGUGUGAAGAUGAAAACAAACUCCUUGUCGCUUUGGACAACAGAAGUUCUAAUAAUAGGGACUUUGUAGAACUUAUCAGCUUCGAUGAAAAUACCCAAAAAUUCGCUAUUGAAUCCACCGAAUCAAGAUCAAUCAACAGUGCUAUUUCUUUUUCCUUGGUGGACAACCAUGUGGCAAUCACCGAGGUUGAUUCCAUUUAUCCACUAUAUAAUACCAUAUCCCUGAAGAAACAUGGCGAACAUUUUUCUUGA